GUUGGGACUGUGAGUGCAAGUUGGUUGUGAAUUACCUUCAGGAAGUUGUUGGCUAGUUUGAGAAAAACAUCCGUUUCUACUGGUGUAAAAUGCUUGGAGGUUUAGUUCAUAUUGGCGCUAACUUAACCAACGCUGUUUCGUCCUACCUCACUGGUGGAGUGACAGUUGAGGCAGAGUUGGAAAAACUUAGAUUAUCAAAAGAUGACCUGAUCAAGGAGAUGGAAUUAAUCACAGCUGAUAUGGAGAAUGGUCUUUCAGGAGAUGCAGAAACACGAAGCAAGUCUUCAGUGCCUAUGUUAGUCACCUAUGUUCGUAGCACACCUUUGGGGACUGAAACUGGAGACUUCUUAGCCCUUGACCUUGGGGGGACCAAUUUUCGAGUUCUGUUGAUCCACAUUGAACCAGACCAAAUCACAAUGGAUAGUCGGGUUAUGCCCAUGAGCAAGGAACUCAUGACAAGUGAUGCUGUGACAUUGUUUGACUAUAUUGCAGAAUGUAUUAUUAGUUUUGUUAAAGAGAAAAAAGUGCAAGAUAAAGUGCUGCCUUUAGGGUUUACUUUUUCAUUUCCUGUCAAAAUGUUAAGUUUAACAUCCGGUAUCCUGUUGAAAUGGACGAAAGGAUUCACUGCAACCGGAGUGGAGAACCAAGAUGUUGUUGUUCUCUUGAAAGAAGCACUUGAUCGCAAAAAGGAGUACAAAAUAAACAUUGUUGGUCUGGUGAAUGACACAACGGGAACACUGAUGUCUUGUGGCUGGGAAGAUCAGGAUGUAACAAUUGGAUUAAUUCUCGGCACUGGAACAAAUGCCUGCUAUAUGGAACGUCUUGAAAAUGUCGGAAAGUGGACGGGCAAGAUUGAUGAACCUAAGCAAGUGAUAAUAAACACAGAAUGGGGUGCUUUUGGGGAUAACGGUACCCUAGAUUGGAUCAGGACGGACUAUGAUAAACAAGUUGAUGCAAAUUCUUUAAAUCCUGGACAGCAGAUAUUUGAGAAGAUGAUUUCUGGUAUGUAUCUUGGUGAGAUUGUUCGUCUUGUGUGCGUCCACUUGGCAUCAAAAGGUUUACUGUUUGAUGGCGUAUGCACCGAGAAACUUGGAAAACGCGAAGAAUUCUUAACAAAGUUUGUCUCAGAUGUGGAAAGUGGAAAUCACGAGCGAACAUUGAAAGUUUUGGAGGAGCUAGGUUAUUCUCAACCCAAACAAGAGGAUAUUGAAAUUCUCAAACAGAUUUGCCAAGUGAUGUCUGAAAGAGCAGCCCGUCUUGCUUCAGCUGGUCUAGCAGCAAUAGUGAAGAAAAUUGGCAGAUCUCAUUGUACGAUUGCUGUUGAUGGUUCUCUUUUCAAGAAACAUCCUAAGUUCAAAACGUACAUGGAAAGCACACUGGAUGAAUUACUACCUGGAAAGCAUAUCAAACUGAUGCUUUCUGAAGAUGGCUCUGGCAAAGGUGCUGCACUUGUUGCAGCCGUUGCAUGCCAGAAUCACCAAUGAUGGACAGAAACUUUUGCACACAGAACUAUGUCAUAAAAAGCUACAAUUAUUUUGUUGAUAACAUUUUAU
Molecule: messenger RNA, 1553 nt
Organism: Dendronephthya gigantea
Lineage: Eukaryota; Metazoa; Cnidaria; Anthozoa; Malacalcyonacea; Nephtheidae
Product: hexokinase-2-like
Exons: 6
Coding region: 90-1484 (464 amino acids)
Biological process (GO): glucose 6-phosphate metabolic process; intracellular glucose homeostasis; glycolytic process
Cellular component (GO): mitochondrion; cytosol
Molecular function (GO): mannokinase activity; ATP binding; D-glucose binding
Source: RefSeq, a predicted model, not a curated record